This is a messenger RNA of Hevea brasiliensis (rubber tree), 1608 nucleotides long. RefSeq lists its product as uncharacterized. The transcript has a single exon. The coding region runs from base 1 to 1608 and encodes 535 amino acids. The record is from RefSeq and is a predicted model, not a curated record. NCBI's taxonomy places the organism in Eukaryota, Viridiplantae, Streptophyta, Magnoliopsida, Malpighiales, Euphorbiaceae.
AUGUUACAAGUCGCUAAUCAAGAGGUGUGGCCAGGUUGUGAAAGCCAUUCAGACUCGCUUGUUGCAAGGAUGUUGAACAUCAAGGCAGAACAUCAUUUGUCAGAAAGGUGUUUUGAUGACAUUUGUCAACUUAUGAAAGAGGUGUUACCGGAUGAAAAUUUAAUGACUGAAAACUUUUACAGUACGAAGAAGUUGGUUCAAGCAUUGGGCCUACCUGUUGAGAAGAUUCAUUGUUGUACUAAUGGAUGUAUGUUAUAUUGGGCUGAAGAUAGUGAGUUAACGAAUUGCAAAUUUUGUGACCAUCCACGGUUCAAACGACAUAGUCGAGGCUCUUCUAAUUUUCAAACCAAUGUGCCACAUAAGAAAAUGUACUACUUUCCUCUCACACAAAGAUUGCAAAGAUUAUAUGCUUCGAAUGCAACAGCAAAAGAAAUGAGAUGGCAUGCUGAGCAUGACCAUGAAGAUGGGGUAAUGUGUCAUUGUUCAGAUGCAACUACAUGGAAGCAUUUUAAUAAAACACAUCCUUCAUUUGUCUUUGAGGUUAGGAAUGUAAGGCUAGGACUGCAGAUGGGUUUCAACCAUUCGGUCACCGACAACAAUAUUCAUCUUGGCUAUCAUUGUCACUCCUUACAAUUUGCCUCCUUGGUUAUGGAUGAAGGAAGAGUAUAUGUUCCUAACGGUAAUAGUUCCUGGUCCGAGAAACCCAAAAGACAAAUUGGAUGUGUACUUACCCCUUAUUGCAGAGUUGAAACAGUUGUGGAAGUUGGAGUUGAGACAUAUGAUGCAUCAAAGAAGAAUAAUUUUAAUAUGAGGGUUGCGUUAUUAUGGACAAUAAGUGAUUUCCCUGCAUAUUCAAUGUUAUCCGGUUGGAGCACAGCAGGCAAGACUGCUUGUCCAUAUUGUAGGGACGAUUCAGAUGCAUUCACAUUGACAAAGGGUGGUAAACAAUCAUGGUUUGACAAUCACCGUAAAUUCUUACCAGCUAACCAUCCUUUCAGACGGAAUAAAAUUGCUUUUAGAAAGAACAAGACAGUUACAAAAAGUGCUCCCCCCAUUCUAUCUGGUGAGGAAAUUUUAGAACAAAUAGAACAUCUAGGAUUAAUGUGUGUCACAGAUAUGGGUGCAGAUGAGAAUAACAGUUGCAAAGCAAAAAACACGGGUUGGAAGAGACGGAGCAUUUUUUGGGAUUUGCCAUAUUGGAGUACUAACAUGCUUCGCCACAACCUGGAUGUCAUGCAUAUAGAGAAAAAUGUAUUUGAAAAUAUUUUUAAUACUGUGAUGAAUGUUGAAGGGAAGACGAAGGACAAUGUAAAAUCAAGGGAAGAUUUGAAAGAGUUUUGUCACAGACCUGAGUUAGAGAGGGAUAUGGCAACAGGAAAGUAUCCUAAAGCAUGUUACACAUUAGACAAACAAUCAAAAGCAGUGUUGUGUGAAUGGCUUAAAAAUCUUAGAUUCCCAGAUGGUUAUGUGUCAAACAUGGGUAGGUGUAUAGACAUGCGAAAACUAAAGUUGUUUGGGAUGAAAAGCCAUGAUUGUCAUGUCUUUAUGCAAAGAUUACUCCCAAUAGCAUUUAGGGAAUUGCUUCCAAAAAUGUGUGGCAAGCAUUGA